UAUCUCAGCAGAUAUGGGCUUGUUAAAAUUGAAUCUCCUUCAGGGUCCCGGUUAUUUUCACGGCGGAUCGCAUAUUGACGAGUGACUUGCGGUCAACAUGAACACUGCGCUAACGCUACUACUAUGCGUCGCCGCGCUGGCGCCCGCCUCCGGCCUCUCAAUCGGCUUGAGACAGGACCCGGAGACGCUAUGCGCGGGCCAGGAGAAUUUCCUGCGCAUCGCCAGCGUCAGCAGUUGCUUUGAGUACUACCAGUGCUACUCCGGACGCGCCUACCUCAUGGAGUGCCCGCCGCACACGUGGUUCAAUGAACAAGAUCAGGUGUGCGAUUGGUCAGCUCCUCCAUCAGGCUGCCUCGUUGAAGAGCCUGAGCCAGAACCAGAACCCGAGCCAGAACCUGAGCCAGAACCAGAACCCGAGCCAGAACCUGAGCCAGAAUCCGAGCCAGAACCAGAACAGGAGCCAGAACAAGAGCCAGAGCCAGAACAGGAGCCAGAAUCAGAAGGAGAAUCUGAAGAGACUGUAGAAACCCCUGAAGAAAGCAACGAAGCCGAAGGAUCAGGCGAAGACGCGGCUGAAUGGGAACAGGACGCUAUUGUAAGACUCGUGAAAUCAAGAAUGGCAAAAGUAGUAAAGCAAGAAGAAGUAGAAGAAAACGACGAGGAGGAGGAGAAUGUUGAAAUCGAAGAAGUCAUCGUAGCAAAGAAAAUGUUGAGGCAAGAGGAAUUAGAAGAGGAAGAAAUUCAGGAGGUUAGCGAGGACGAGUUAGAGAACAUUGUCAAGCAGGAAGAGGUUGCCGACGAAGAGGAAAACGAAGAAACAGAAGACGUGGAAGACAAGAUCAAGCAAGAAGAAGUCGAGGAAAAUGAAGAAGAGAACGAGGAUCAGGCUCAAGAAGAAGACAACGAAAACUCUGGCGAAAUUAAACAAGAGGAGAGUGAGGAGGCUGAAGGUGAUGAAGAGGAAUCUGAAAAUGAUGACGACGCUAAGAGAAAGCUCAAACAGGAGGACACUGAUGACGAUGAUGAUGCUGAUGACGUCCAAGACAUAGUCCCUGCCAAGAAACAAGAAGAGAUUGAAGAGGAAUCAGAAAGCAAUGAGGAGCAGGAAGCUGUGCCGUAUAAGACCAAACAAGAGGAAGUUGAGGAUGAGCAAGACAAUGAGGAGUCCGAGCAAAACGAAGACGGGGUGAGGAAGAUUAAGAGAUUCUUCAAAAGGCUUUUCAGAAUAGCUGCUUAGGCACUGGUGCAUUCAAAUUCAUUCCACUAGGAAUGCGUAUUGACAUGCAGUAAGAGUAGUACUUAGUGUAGUUAUUUAUAUUAGUUUAAGUGUAAAUUAGGGUCACUUUGUGCAAUUUUGUAAAUAUGAACGGAUGAAUCCCAAUGAUA
Molecule: messenger RNA, 1386 nt
Organism: Ostrinia nubilalis (European corn borer)
Lineage: Eukaryota; Metazoa; Arthropoda; Insecta; Lepidoptera; Crambidae
Product: clumping factor B-like
Exons: 3
Coding region: 98-1237 (379 amino acids)
Cellular component (GO): extracellular region
Molecular function (GO): chitin binding
Source: RefSeq, a predicted model, not a curated record